AUGGCGUCGGAGUCAUUUCGUUUGACUAGAUGCCCGCCUCCUCGGCAGAGCCGAGGGACGAGGUUAAAUACCAUCAUCGAGGACUCCCGCGAGUCUCAGUUCUCAGAGAAGACCGAACCCAGUCCUCCGCCUGCCGGCACAAUUAGUCGAGCGCCACCCUUGAGAUUGAAAACCACUGGUCUUCAACCGCCGUCGAGGCUGAAUCGUGUCUGGUCGCCGUUAUCCACGGGGUCUUUAUCGUCCUGUUCGGAUACGGAAUGGCAACACCAGAUGCGGAACUUUGAUGAUUUAUACGACGCCACUGAUGAUGAUUCGGACAUGAGCGACGAUUGUACAUCAUUUGCAAGUUCGCGACCGACGAUAGUAUCUCCAGUCAGUCGCAAGCGGUAUCCGAGUCUCACCAUCCCGUCGCCAACAACUUUCUCGUCACUGAACGGCGCUCCUAAAAGCUCGCCGGUUCCGCCCACUCCACCGCCAAAGAUUCCGGUCUCUCCAGCGGCCUUAUCAAUGCUUGGGCAUUCGGUCCCCGCCGUGCAUGCUCCGCCCUCCCUGGAUGGCACGACUCCAGAUCUCCAGUCGCUUCCUGAUGCUGACUGGAGCUCCCAGGAAAUCCACGUCCAGCCGGAUCUCGAAGAGACAGGCCAUGUGGAUAUGCCGAACCCCGAGUCCAACUCUGAUAUCCAGAGCAUCGAGAUCGCAGUUGAAAAUGUCGAGGACCAUUGGCAGCAAGUUUUGGGGAGCUUUCCUCGAAUUCCUGGUCAAACAACGCCAACCUCUCAUCAUAUCCCGUCCGAACCUGCGCGGGAGGACACGCCCUCGGACGGAGGGCUGUUCUUACCAGAAGAUGCUCUGGCAACGUUGAGACACAUCACCCUUGAGGGGACACCAGAUCCGUGGUCAGAAACCUCUGAGGGAAAUGAAGAGAUCGCUGGCGACGCAACCCCGGCUUCGGACAUAUCUGGGUACAGCUUUAGUAGGCUCAGUAUUCCGUCCCCCGGUGGUUUCUUUUCUUCUCUUGGACCGCGAGCUCGCCACACCUGGUCAAUUCCAAAGGGCUAUAGACCUCCCACGUCUGCCACUGCUGAAAACUUUUACAAUCUACCUUUCGGCCGGACCGAAGGGGAAGUUGUUGAACAAGUCAUCGAGUGCAACCGACGUUUGACUGAAGAGCAACUGACAGCUGUGUACGAUCCAAUGAGUGGACCGCCAACCGCCAUCCGAGUUCCUCCUGAGAAUUCAGACGAGUCACAGGAACAUCCGGAAAGUCCAGUCAGUGAUGGUGUAGAUGGGGUACAUGAGAUUGUAAGACCCGAUACUAUUUGCGAGGACGAUGAACAGGACGAGAAUUAUGAGAGUGAACUGCAAAAGAAGUCAAUGGCAAGCCUUGACAGAACUAGUGUCUGGCUUGCAGCGCAGGCUUCCUAUCUUUCUGCUCUCCGUGAAACGAAUCCCGUCAACGCUGAAGAUAUUGAGGCUGAUGCUCGACUUGAUGAUGAAUCGGAAAGUCAAGACACUGCUGCUGCUGAGGAAGACACCCAACAGAUCACCCGCAAAAGAUCUGUCCGGUUCGCCGAGGAUGUUCCCGAGGCGCCCAGUUCUGGUCCAUCUGCCAUGGCAAGCAAGGACUCGAUCUACUGGCGAGGCUUCCAGUUCAUCCGUCAACAGUCAAACAAUCAGGAUACUUUUGUGCACCGUAACAUACGUUUCGACGCUAUCCAAUCUUUGUUGGGCAAUUACGAGCUCGUCCGCCCCGAACGUCCAGCCUACAAGGGGCCAUUUUCGCAGGCCCCCCGCAACUCGGUGAUUGCCUCGGUCUUGGCGGAAAAGGCACAGUUUUCCAUGCUAGAGAAAGAGCAGAUGGUCCUUUCCCAAAUCAGCCAGUCCAUGUGGGCCAUGGAUGCUUUGAGAUAUCUCAAUGGCGGCAACUUGAUUGCUAGCCCCGCCGCAAAGCGCCUUUCACGAUACUCCACGUCCACGAAGGCUCCGCAGGGUUCCGGUACCCGCCGUCUUAGGGUCUUGGACCUGGGAGGACAUGCUUCCUGCGAGUGGGCAUGGCAGUUCGCUCAUGACUAUCGCAAUGUCAAGGUCUACACUGCGUUCACUGAACAUCAGGCAGUCAACCAUGCCAUCAAAGGCCCCUCAAAUCACCAGCCGGUGUCUGUUCAGUGCCUUUGGAAACUGCCUUUCCCUGACAAUAAGUUUGACGUGAUCUCCGCUCGCUCGCUCCCUGCACUGUUGAAAACGGAGCAUCCGCCAGGUGAAAAUCAGGACGAGUAUGACCUUUGCCUCAAGGAAUGCUACCGCUGCCUCAAGCCUGGGGGCGUUUUGGAAUUCUUUGUCAUGGAUGCCGAAAUAUCGCGUGCAGGACAAUGUGCUUCAGCUGCCUCGGUCGAGUUUGCAUUCAAUCUGAAGACUAGAGGAUACGAUCCAACGCCUACAAAAAGGUUCCUCAGCCGCUUGCGAAAGGGGGAUUUCGUUGGCACCAAGCGUGCUUGGAUGUUCCUACCUAUGGGUAUCGAGCCUGUCAAACCACAAGUACCGAGAGAGACCCCUGAACCUCGAGUGAAGAGCCAAAUCGACGAUACAACCGAUGUCGCCAGUUGGCUUCUGAAACUCCAGAUCGAAAUGGGUCGAGAACAAGACAAGCUGCUUGAAGGCAUCGGAAGUCGUUCUACCUAUGAAGAUAUCUUUUUCAAGACCCUCACGAACCAGACCGUCAUUAUCGAACUCAAAAAUGAUAUUCGCAUUCGCGGAACUCUGAAAUCGGUCGACCAAUACCUCAACAUCAAGCUGGAUGAUGUCGACGUCCUAGACCUGGACAAAUACCCCCACCUGUCGUCGGUCAAGAACAUGUUUAUCCGAGGCAGUGUGAAGACGGACGGCCCGCCUCAAGCUACGUCGCGACAGUCUCGAAUCACGCAAUUUGCCACGAAAUCGGAACGCUCGCCCAGCAGUGGGAACUGUACGCCCGGCCUUCGAAGAGAAAGCAGCUCCAAGUCGGUUGAUACUGCCGGAGGCCUGUUUUUGGAAGACAAGAAUGGCAAAGGAUCGCUUUUCGGAGAGACUGGGGCGAACACGAGAACUGAACGAGCGAGGUCACGCACGCCAGACGAUAUCUGGGGCGAGGACGCUGAAGAGGAAGAUGUGCUUGGUGAUGCACGGUAUAAUGAGAAUGGGUCUGCAGUAAAGAAGCGGAAAGUGGACUCUCCUCUAGAUAGGCAAAAUGCUUCGAAUGAGGCCGAUCCAAGUCCUGCGCCAAAACCUCCGAAAGCUCGCCACCUUAGCGGUCCUUUCAUCGAUGAAUCCGAUAGCGAGGAUGAUAUUGGUGAAUUUGGGAAUCUCAAUGAAGAGCCACCGGAAUUGAAAACAGACACAAAGAGCAACGAAGGACAAUCCGGUCCCAAUGAUAACGAUGACAAUUCGAUCGAGAGUAAACGACCGAUCUCCGUCGUCCCGCCAUUGGUAAGAGAAGCCACGAGCCAUGUCGCAGAUGAAUAUACCAAUUUUGACGAUAUAGAAGAAGACGAAUUCAAAGGGGAAGAAGAAUUCAUAGACCAGGAGAACGACCUUGAAGAGAUGGAUGCCGACGAAGCAAUCGAUUUUGAUGAUUUGAACGACUGUACGGGUUUAGAAGAAUGCAAUAUGAGUUCUGGCGGCGAGGUUCCCACAUGUCCAAUAUGCCAGGCUCAGCUACCGGGUCUCAGUGAAGCUGAUAUGGCAGUGCAUGUAAACGACUGUCUUGAUGGGAAGCCAAGCACCGUUCCGGCAAUUUCGAAGCCAGCCAGUCCGCCGAAGGGGUCAAAGCCCGCCGAUCGGGCUUCGAUAGCCAGACCCGCGCAAAAAGAUCCACACACAGACAAAAGCUCAUCGAAACCGGGAUCUGCAUUUUCCAAACUCAUGGCGGGCAAUGCCGAAGACUCGGCGUGGGCGACUGCGGCAGCACGUGAGAUCAUGCCGGGAUUUUCUAUAUGCGUGGACGCUUUUCGUUACGGAGCAGUUGAAGGCUGCAAUGCGUAUUUCCUCACACACUUUCACAGCGAUCAUUACAUCGGCCUCACAUCGUCAUGGCGCCAUGUGCGUCAACAACUUAGGGUCGAUCCCAAAUGGCUGGUAGGCUUAGAAUUCGAAAAGAAACACGACGUUCCGGGGACCAAUGGGGUGCAGGUGACCUUGAUCGAAGCAAACCACUGCCCCGGGAGUGCACUAUUUCUGUUUGAGAAGACAACGGAGUCCGGGGCAUCGAUCAAAAUACAACGUAUCCUGCAUUGCGGUGAUUUCCGAGCAUCUCCCACCCAUGUACAACAUCCUCUCCUCCGCCCGGAGAUUGUGGAUUCUGCAACGGGCCGGAGUCGACAGCAGCGGAUUGACGCGUGCUAUCUCGACACUACAUACCUCAGCCCCAAAUACGCGUUUCCAAGCCAAGGGGAUGUCAUUAAAGCCUGUGCUGAUCUCUGCGCUGGUCUUGAUCAAGGCUCGGACGAGGAGUUUAGCCAGAUGGUUCAACAGAAUGGGUCGGCAAAUUCGGGGCAGGGAAGCAUAAUGAGCCGCUUUUUCUCUUCUGUUACGGGCUCAGGAAAGUCGCAGAACCGGUCUUCCCGGUCAAGCGGUCGGCUGCUGGUGGUGAUUGGGACGUAUAGUAUCGGCAAGGAACGCAUCUGCCUGGGUAUUGCACGGGCGUUGAAAAGCAAAAUCUACGCAACGGCCGCCAAGCAGCGCGUGUGCAAUUGCCUAGACGAUACCGAACUAUCAUCUCUCUUGACAGAUGACCCGCACGAGGCCCAGGUGCACAUGCAAACCUUGUUCGAGAUCCGCGCCGAAACCUUAGCAGAUUACCUGGAUUCGAUGAAGCCACAUUUUACGCGCGUGGUAGGAUUUCGGCCGACCGGCUGGUCAUAUCGGCCUCCCGCCGGACGAAUCCUGGAUAAUCCAUCGGUGUCGACGGUGCUUCAUUCGGCUCGAUGGCAGACGCCGUUCACAGCCCGGGACUUGGUUCCACAACGCGGUAGCACGAGAGAGAGCGCCUGCUUCGGUGUUCCGUACAGCGAGCACAGUUCUUUCCGUGAGCUUACCAUGUUCUGCUGCGCCCUCCGGAUCGGCCGGGUGAUCCCCACGGUAAACGUCGGUAGCCAGAAGAGUCGGGAUAACAUGAAGGGAUGGAUCGAACGGUGGGAGGCGGAAAAGAGAAAGAGCGGGCUUUCCCAUUCCUUUUGCACUAUGAUUUCCGAUCUCAUCGCCCCGUACGGGCCUUAUUUUCUGCUGGCUCUGCUAGCGGCCUACUAUCUGGUCCCAUACCUGCAGCUAUGGCGCCUCCGUGAUAUUCCUUCCCCCAGCGUGGCCGGUUUCACCAACUUCUGGCUGGUGCUGCAAGCUCGCAAAGGCCAUCGCUUCCUCUCCGUGCACGAAGCCCACAAGCAAAAUGGCAAAUUGGUCCGCAUUGCCCCCAGAAACAUCUCAAUUGCCGACGAUGCCGCCAUUCCUCUCAUUUAUGGACACGGAAAUGGUUUCCUCAAGGCGGACUUCUAUGAUGCCUUUGUCUCCAUCCGCCGUGGUCUGUUCAACACUCGCAACCGUGAGGAACAUUCUCGCAAGCGCAAGACCGUUUCUCAUACUUUCAGUAUGAAGUCGAUCGGUCAGUUCGAACAGUACAUCCACGGCAACGUCGAGCUGUUCGUGAAGCAAUGGAACCGCCUCGCCGAACUGCAGGGCAACCCGAAGACCGGCUACGCGACCCUUGACGCUCUCAAUUGGUUCAACUACCUGGCCUUCGACAUCAUCGGUGACCUGGCCUUUGGAGCUCCGUUCGGCAUGCUCGAGAAGGGUAAGGAUAUCGCCGAGAUGCGCAAGACCCCCGACGCUCCCCCGUCGUAUGUCCAGGCCGUCGAAGUGUUGAACCGCCGAGGCGAGGUCUCCGCCACGCUGGGCUGCUUCCCAUCUCUCAUCCCCUUCGCCAAGUACAUCCCCGACCGAUUCUUCAAGGACGGCAUGCAAGCCGUCGAGAACCUCGCCGGUAUCGCCGUCGCCCGGGUCAAUGAGCGUCUGCGCCCCGAAGUUAUGGCCAACAACACCCGUGUUGACCUCUUGGCCCGCCUUAUGGAGGGCAAGGACUCUACUGGCAACAAGCUGGGCCGCGAAGAGCUCACCGCCGAGGCCCUGACGCAGUUGAUCGCCGGCUCCGACACCACCUCCAACACCUCCUGCGCCAUCCUCUACUGGUGCAUGCGCACUCCCGGUGUGAUUGAAAAGCUCCACCGCAUUCUCGACGAAGCCAUUCCCCAGGAUGUUGACGUUCCCACGCACUCCAUGGUGAAGGACAUUCCCUACCUCCAAUGGGUCAUUUGGGAAACCAUGCGUAUCCACAGUACCUCCGCCAUGGGUCUCCCCCGCGAGAUUCCUCCCGGCAGCCCGCCCGUCGAGAUCGCCGGCCACGUCUUCCAAGCCGGCGACGUCGUCUCCGUUCCCAGCUACACCAUCCACCGCUCCACCGAGAUCUGGGGCCCCGACGCCGAGGAAUUCGUUCCCGAGCGCUGGGAUCCCGCCCGUCUCACGUCGCGUCAAAAGGCUGCCUUUAUCCCCUUCAGCACGGGCCCUCGCGCCUGCGUCGGCCGCAACGUCGCCGAAAUGGAACUCCUGGUCAUCUGCGCCACGGUGUUCCGACUCUUCGAGUUUGAAAUGCAGCAGGAGGGUCCCAUGGAAACCAGCGAGGGUUUCCUGCGCAAGCCGUUGGGCUUGCAGGUGGGAAUGAAGAAGCGAGUGGUUGCUUAA
Molecule: messenger RNA, 6762 nt
Organism: Aspergillus steynii IBT 23096
Lineage: Eukaryota; Fungi; Ascomycota; Eurotiomycetes; Eurotiales; Aspergillaceae
Product: p450-domain-containing protein
Exons: 17
Coding region: 1-6762 (2253 amino acids)
Biological process (GO): double-strand break repair via nonhomologous end joining; protection from non-homologous end joining at telomere; interstrand cross-link repair
Molecular function (GO): oxidoreductase activity, acting on paired donors, with incorporation or reduction of molecular oxygen; damaged DNA binding; iron ion binding
Source: RefSeq, a predicted model, not a curated record